GUUUUGGCCUAGAUUUUCGCAACAAGUUUUUGUGGUCCUAGUUGAAGUGUUUUGAAGGAAAGAAACCGCAGCCAUGGGGAAGAAACCGGCGCAGAAGAUGACCAUGGCGGAUUUGGCCGCCAAGUUUGGUGGCAACAUGGCGGAGCAGCAGCUGCCUUCCCAAAGUGUCGGAAAGGACUUUGGCAAGGCGAAAGGCAAGGGCUUCCGCGACAUCGAUGGCGGCCGUGAGGCGGACGACUGGCGAAGCAGCGGCCCGCGCAAAGGAAAGGGCAAGGGCGACGGCGAGCCCAGUCGGGCCGACACCGGCGACUGGCGCGGCGGUGGUAGGGACGACCGCGGUGAUCGCGGUGGCGACCGCGGCGGAUUUGGCGGGGACCGCGGCGGCUUUGGCGGCGACCGCGGCGGCGGCGGCGGAUUUGGCCGUCGGGACCGAGAGGACACCACCCAGGCCGGAAAGGACGACGAUUGGCGAGGUAGCAUGGGUCGCCGCGACGACGACGACCGGCGCGGCGGCUUCGGUGAUCGGAGAAACUUCGACGGCCGGGGCGACCGUGGCGACCGUGGAGGCGAUCGUGGAGGCGAUCGAGGAGGCGAUCGAGGAGGUAGCCGCGCCGAUGAAGGCAAUUGGCGGUCCGGCGGCGGUGGCGGCGGCGGCGGAGACGAGCGGCCACGGCUGAACUUGAAGCCUCGAAGCAAGCCGAUUACUGAAGGCGGUGAGGCUCCCAGAAUAGAGGAUGAGGAGCCUAAGGAUAGCGAAGACAAGAAGCCUGCGGCUGCAUUAGGCGGCACUGGCGGCAAGUUUAUCCCUUCUGCAAAGCUCAGGGAGAUGAAAGAGGAGGCGGCGAAGAAGGAACAGCGCGACAGGGAACAGGAAGACCGCCGGAACAAGCAGCGGGAGAUGGACAGGCAGAUGGAGGAGGAGAAGGAGCGAAAGAAAGAAGAAAUUCGCAGCAGACAGAAGGCAGAGGAGGAGCGCAGGCAUCGGGAGGAGGAAGCGCGCAAGGAAAAGAAGCGCGAGGAAGAAGCCAGAAAGGCCGAGGCCGACAAGCAGCGCAAGUUGGAGAUGAAAGUGGCCAAAGAGGCCGAAGCAAAAGAGAAGAGAGAGGCAUUGAAGAGUGCGAGCCAAGCCCAGAAGAAAUCCUCCCAGAAUUCGGGCAAAAAGCAGGUCUUCGAUGCCUCCAAGAUCACCAGCUUCGUUGAGACCUGCCAGGAGCUCGUCAAGGAGGAUGGCAACGUGGAGAAACUUGUCGAUGAGGUGGACGAACUGCUGACGGAGGAUGAGUGGAGCACGGUGCAUCCUAUCGCUCGUCUCAAUGAGAUGUUGAUGCAGCACUGCAGGGGCAAGCAGGACGAUGAGGUCUUUAGCUUGAUCAAGUCCUGGGCGCCCAUGCUCAACUGCCUGAUUGAGAAGUCGGGCAUCCGGCGAUUCAAGGUGAAGGUCCUCAUUGAGGCUCAGAGGGUUGCCAGCAAGAUGGGUUUGCCAAGGCUUUCUCCGGCAAGUGCCUUGCUUGAAGCCUUUUUCGAUGGCCUCUAUCGGGCGGAGGUCAUUGAGGAAGACUACUUCGAGAUGUGGGCCGUGGGAGACGAUGACACCGCCGGCAAGACCAGCGCCAUGUUCCAGGUGACAGCCUUCCUAGAUUGGAUGCGAGGCAUCGAGGAAGCUGCGCCGGAUCAGGAGGGUGAAGGUGAGGAAGAAGAAGAUGACGAAGAUGAUGAAGAAGUCGAAGAGGAUGAAAUUGAGGCGAAUGUGCCCACUUCAAGAAGGAGGUGAAGGACUGGCAUUUGCCGAAAAAACUUCCGAACGCGUCGUGACUACUGCGCGGUCUGGAAUAAAACUUGACCAAACUUC
This is a messenger RNA of Cladocopium goreaui, 1849 nucleotides long. The record is from the annotation of a GenBank genome assembly. NCBI's taxonomy places the organism in Eukaryota, Dinophyceae, Suessiales, Symbiodiniaceae.